Messenger RNA from Mya arenaria, 2633 nucleotides. RefSeq names its product selenoprotein S-like. The record is from RefSeq and is a predicted model, not a curated record. Gene Ontology annotation, cellular component: endoplasmic reticulum membrane; Derlin-1-VIMP complex; Derlin-1 retrotranslocation complex. Lineage: Eukaryota; Metazoa; Mollusca; Bivalvia; Myida; Myidae. The transcript has 6 exons. Gene Ontology annotation, biological process: endoplasmic reticulum unfolded protein response; retrograde protein transport, ER to cytosol. The coding region runs from base 94 to 657 and encodes 187 amino acids.
UUUAACCUGUGCAAAGGGAAGUUACUCUGCUUUAUUUACAUUUUAAAGAACACGUAAUGGUAAAGCUUUUUAUUUAAAUUUCAACUAAAAAUCAUGGACGCUCAAAAUGGAGCGGCUGGGGAAGGCAAUGUAGAUCACCCAGAUGAUCUAGUAAACGACAACCCGUUGUCUGGACCAUUUAACCUAGUUCUUGGGUACCUGCAGGCCUAUGGCUGGAUUCUGGUGUUUGGCGUAAUAGUGUGCCUGUAUUUGAAAAGCCGACUGACGCCUGCACUCCAACGAUACAAGGAGAACUUGCAAGAAACAAUUGAGAGGAAAAAGUUUGAUCCAGAGCAGGCAUCAUCCCGUGAAGCGGCAAGGGAGGCAGCGAGACAGCGUAUGCAGGAACAGCUUGACGCCCAGGCCGCCAGACACGCAGAACAGAUGAAAGAGAAAGAAGAGGAGAAGCGAAAACAGAAAAUCCAGGACUGGGAAGGUCAUCUGGAAGGCAGAGGUUACCGGUCCAAGGUCAAACCGAAGGAAGAAAAAGAUGUACCCAAACCUUUAAAACCUGGACAGAAAUCAAAACCAUUGAGAUCUCCAGAUUUUAAUCCCUUGGCUGGUGACGGGGCCUCGUGUGCUUGGAGACCGGGCCAGAGGAGAGGGGGAGGAGGAUGAGGUUAACUUCCUGUGUAACCCCACCCACUUCCUGUCAUGUGAACAGCCAGGUCAUGUGACUAGCCCAUGUGAUCCAAAAUGGCUGCCGGGCAGGAAUAGUGGCAGCAGUAUCUGUCAUGUGAUUGAGUAAUUGUUGGGAACAUUUGAAAAUAACGUUUUAUCUUUAAGUUAUUUAAUGAGAUAUUUUUUGCCUUAAAAUGAAAAUGUGAUACUACUUAGCACAAAAUUUAAGCUGAUUAUUGAAUUUACUGUACUAAAUACAUACAUGUAUAUAUUUCUAAAGAAACAUGUUAACCACAUUUUUAUUUCAAUUUUAGAAACAAAGAUAUCUUCUUCAUAUAUUAAAUGAUCAGUUGAUAUCAAACUUUAAUAUUUCCUUAUGAAAUGAUCUUGAUUUGUAUUUCUCUUGUAUUAAAACUUACAAGUGUUAUUUGUGCAAUAUGGUGGUGGUAUGUAUGUUUGGUAAAUGUGAUAUUUGUGUAUUUUUGACAGACGGGCUGUUGCUAGGGUUACACAGUAUUUUAACACGGGCCAUGACCUACAGUAUGCCAGCGUAUUCCAAGAUUGAGCAAAAAAUCCUACGAAAAGCAUAGAAUAUUUUUUCAGAUUUCACAGCUGUACAAAUAUACAUCUUGAAUUUUAAGAGUGUGAACAGCUCUUUUACAAGGAAACUCUACAGUUAUACUUUGAAUAAUUUUAUGUUUGAAAAUGCUGUAAUUGUAGGUUUUUAUGCUCAGAAUAAUACCUAAAAUAUCCUGCUUCGUUUUUUAUAUGCCAAGUUUUUGGGGUUUUAGAUUUAAAAAGGUGACAUUGACUGUUACCGAAACAAGAACUUAAAUAAUUUGAUACGAAAACCAUUAUAACCUUAACAACUUUUUUUUUGAAACAUGGGACAUAUAUUAGUUUUUAAAAAUAGAAUAUUUAAAUUAUUUUUCCAAUAAAGACAUUCUUCAAUUUAAUUAUUUAUUUCAAAGAACCUUAGUAAAAAAGAAUGUUUCUUUCACAUCAAAAAAGCAAAUAAAAUGCAUUGAAAUUUAAAACUUUCCCCCUGAGUCAUGUUUUUUGAAACAUUGUUAUCACGGACCAUGGUUUAUUUGUCAGUAAUGCUAUGAGGAAUUAUUUGUUUCAAUACAUAAGAUUUUUAUGAAAAAUACCGGUAAGAUAUAUUUUACGAAGCAGGAUAUUUUAUAUUUAAGGAUUAGUUGUCGUUGAAUGAUGUUUGACCUUAAAAGGUUGUAAAUUCCUGAGGUCUUACGGAUAACUGUGGCUUGGCCCUGUAUUUUGGAUUCUGUUAUGUUUGAAAUAUUUCUGGGAUAGAUCUUUUAAGUGUCCCAUACUUUCGGGGACUUAUGAAGUGCCUGAUAUCAUAAAUUUUUAAUAUUAUUUGUCAGAUGAUCUGGUUUAUUUAACAAUUCAUUGUUCAUAAUAAAUAAUGUAUGUUGUGUUUUUUUGUGUGUUUUAUUACAUUUUGAACUAUGUAACACCAAAACUUAUGUUUUGUAUGUGAACUUAAAGCUGCACUCUUACAGGUAUAUCGUUUUUACAACUUUUUAAUUUUUUUGUCUUGGAAUGAGCAAUUUUUUUGCGUAAAUAUCUGCAAACCAGUGAAAAAUACUGCUGACAAAAUAUUAGAUCGGAGGUUUUCAUAUUUCAGUUCGAAAACUAAUGUUUUAUGGCUUAAAGUAUUACUAACGGUUUAAGAAAAAUGCAUAAAACAUUAAUUUUUUAACUAAAAUAGAAAAAUCUGUGACUAAUUUUUUGUCAGCAGUCUUAUAAAACUGGUUAACAUGCAUUUUCGCAAAAAUUGGCUUGUUCCAAGACAAAAAAAAGUUGUCAAAACGCUCAAUUUGUGAGUGUGCAGCUUUAACAUUGUCAAAGUAUGAGUUUACAUUAAAAUGCUUAUUACAUGAACAAUUUUUUCUUCGAAAUUUGUAUAUCAUAAUUCUCAUUCCAUUAAAUGCCAUGAAAUAUCGUGA